Messenger RNA from Melospiza melodia melodia, 1401 nucleotides. RefSeq names its product homeobox D8 (gene HOXD8). Lineage: Eukaryota; Metazoa; Chordata; Aves; Passeriformes; Passerellidae. The transcript has 2 exons. Bases 32 to 865 code for a protein of 277 amino acids. Gene Ontology annotation, molecular function: RNA polymerase II transcription regulatory region sequence-specific DNA binding; DNA-binding transcription factor activity, RNA polymerase II-specific. Gene Ontology annotation, biological process: regulation of transcription by RNA polymerase II. The record is from RefSeq and is a predicted model, not a curated record. Gene Ontology annotation, cellular component: nucleus.
CGAGCCCCCGCCCGCCGCUGCCCCCUCCCCGAUGAGCUCCUACUUUGUCAACCCGCUCUACUCCAAGUACAAGGUGGCGGCGGCCGCGGCGGCGGCGGCGGCGGGGGAAGCCAUCAAUUCCCCGUACUACGACUGUCACUUCGCACCCGAGGUGAGCGGCCGGCACGCCGCCGCCGCCGCCGCCGCCGCUCUGCUCUACGGGAACGGCGCGGCCGCCGCGGGCUUCCCGCACCCCGCGCCCGGCGGGGCGGGGGGCGGCGGCGGCGCGGGCCCGGACUUUUACCAGCCGGCCGGGGGGAGCCCCACGGCCGCCUACCAGCCGCCUCCUCCUCCCCCCGCCGCGCCUCCGCCUCCUGCCCCCUGCAGCGGGGUUACCUGUCACGGGGAGCCCGCUAAAUUUUACGGAUACGAUAACUUACAGAGACAGCAGAUUUUUACGACACAGCAAGAGGCCGAGCUGGUACAAUAUCCUGACUGUAAAUCGUCCAGUGCUAAUAUUGGCGAGGAACCAGACCACUUAAAUCAGAGCUCGUCUCCUGCUCAAAUGUUUCCCUGGAUGAGACCACAAGCAGCGCCGGGUAGGAGGAGAGGAAGACAAACAUACAGUCGAUUCCAGACUCUAGAGCUGGAAAAGGAGUUCCUAUUUAACCCCUAUCUGACCAGGAAGAGAAGGAUCGAGGUGUCCCACGCACUAGGACUCACCGAGAGGCAGGUAAAGAUCUGGUUUCAGAACAGGAGGAUGAAAUGGAAAAAAGAGAACAACAAGGACAAAUUCCCCGCUUCCAGACAGGAGGGAAAGGAAGGGGAGGCCAAAAAGGAAGCACAUGAUCUGGAAGAAGACAGAGCUGAAGACCAGACAAAUUAAUUUUUGCCCCAAAUGUCUUUGUGAAAGUCAAUCAAAAAUAAGCAGGGCUAAAGCCCGACAUGUCGGCUCAUCCACACCUCUACGUGAUCUUGUCGUGGGACGAGUGACACCAUAUCCCUCCGUUUGACAUCUACCUGCUUCGGGUGCUUCACAUGUUUGUGCUUUUAUUUUGUUUAUUAGCGUAUCCAGAACGAUCUCUAAAUUUAACAUUUCCUCUACUUAUUUUUUCAAAUUUGAUACAGAGUUUCUAGCAAUAAAUUUCUAAUUAUAUACAUAUAUAUAUAUAUAUUUGCAAUCUUAAUGGACGGUGAUUGUGGGAAACGACAUAAACUUCCUAAUAAUAAAUAUUAAUAAGUAAGACAUUUAACAAUGCUUUAUUAAUCAAGACAAGUGCACUUGUACUAUUUUAAUUCUUGUUUUUAUCUUAUGUUGAAUAAAUUAAAUUAAUAAUCUUGAAUACAAUAUCACAGGAAUAUAUUUAACCUUCUUCUAUAAUAUUUGAUUAAAAUAAACUGAAUUUAUUCGAUUAUAAAAUA